Messenger RNA from Micropterus salmoides (largemouth bass), 3430 nucleotides. RefSeq names its product membrane protein, palmitoylated 6b (MAGUK p55 subfamily member 6) (gene pals2b). The transcript is spliced from 14 exons. The record is from RefSeq and is a predicted model, not a curated record. Gene Ontology annotation, molecular function: protein binding. Gene Ontology annotation, cellular component: plasma membrane; cell-cell junction. Bases 314 to 2068 code for a protein of 584 amino acids. Lineage: Eukaryota; Metazoa; Chordata; Actinopteri; Centrarchiformes; Centrarchidae.
GUUUGAUUGGCGUCGUGUUCUCUGGUAGUCGGCUGCGGGACCAGGACAGACAGCUGAGGGGGGCCUGAAUGUCCAACCGGGACGGUCGGUGGACUACCGCGAACUCACACGCACGAUUCACACAGGUCUUCACAGUUGACUGAUGAGAAGCCAGUAGGACUGCGGUUGGGCUACACCGACUGGCACAGCGGGUCAGCAGUGCCAGACAAGACGAUUGGAGGACAGAAGACAUAGUUGCAGAACUGCUGGUGGUUUACUAGUGGUUAGCCUUAGCAUACUUGUGGCAGCAGGGAGGAAGAAGGAGGGCUUGGCGAUGGUCACGGCUAUGGAGGAUGCCUGUCCCAAUGGGGUACGGGAGGAGGAGGAAGAGAUGACGCCCCCGGGACAGCCUGGCAUGGAGGGCCCCCCGGCCGUGCAGUCCACCCAGGAACCAGAUACGUCUGGAGCCAUGCAGCAGGUGUUGGAUAAUCUGGGUGAGCUUCCCACCUCCACGGGUGCCAAAGACAUCGACCUGCUCUUCCUGCGUGGCAUCAUGGAAAGUCCCAUUGUACGCUCCCUGGCUAAGGCUCACGAACAGCUGGAGGAAGUGAAGCUGGAGGCAGUGCAGGACAACAAUGUGGAGCUGGUGACGGAGAUCCUGGGCGACAUCAGCAAUCUCAAGGUUAAAGAUGACAGCGCGGCCGAACUGUCCAGGAUUCUUAAGGAGCCACACUUUCAGUCUCUUCUGGAGGCACAUGACAUGGUGGCCUCUAAGUGCUACGAAGUCCCGCCCCCGACUGAGACGGCCAAUGAUGCAGCGGUGAACAGCGCUCUGAUGCAGGCCGAUGCUGUGCGCAUGAUUGGCAUCCGAAAGAAGGCCGGAGAGCCACUGGGCGUGACAUUUCGCGUAGAGAAAGACGACCUGGUCAUUGCUAGGAUCCUUCACGGCGGCAUGAUUGACAGACAGGGUCUGCUCCACGUGGGCGACAUCAUAAAGGAGGUGAACGGGAAGGAUGUAGGCAACAACCCCACCGAGCUGCAGGAGAUGCUCAAAGACUGCAGCGGAGGGAUCACACUGAAAAUACUCCCGAGCUACCGAGACGCUCCUGCACCUCCACAGGUGUAUGUGCGGCCGUACUUUGACUACAACCCAGCCAAUGACAACCUGAUCCCGUGUCGAGAGGCGGGGAUGGCCUUCAAGAAAGGCGACAUCCUUCAGAUUGUCAACAGAGAGGACCCCAACUGGUGGCAGGCAUGCCAAGUGGUCGGUGGAGCUACGGGACUGAUACCUAGUCAGUUCUUAGAAGAGAAGAGGAAAGCCUUUGUCCCUCGAGACUUUGAUGGAUCAGGGAUCCUUUGUGGAACCAUAGCUGGAAAAAAGAAGAAGAAGAUGAUGUAUCUGACGGCCAAGAAUGCAGAGUUUGACAGACAUGAGCUGCAGAUCUAUGAGGAAGUGGCAAAGGUGCCAGCAUUCCAGAGAAAGACGCUGGUCCUGAUAGGUGCUCAGGGCGUGGGCCGACGCAGCCUGAAGAACAGACUGAUGGUGCUCCAUCCCACGCGCUUUGGCACCACUAUACCAUACACUUCAAGGCGGCCCCGGGACGAUGAGCUGGUGGGCAACUCCUACCACUUCACUUCAAGGACAGAGAUGGAGGUAGACGUGAAGGCCGGUAGGUUCCUGGAGCAUGGCGAGUACGACGGUAACCUUUAUGGCACCAAGAUUGAGUCCAUCCAUGAGGUGGUGGCCACAGGACGCACCUGCAUCCUGGAUGUCAACCCUCAGGCUCUGAAGGUACUGAAAACUGCGGAGUUCAUGCCUUACGUGGUGUUCAUUGCAGCGCCCGAUUUUGAGACUCUGAAGGGCAUGCACAAAGCUGUGGUGGACGCAGGCAUCACCACUAAGCAACUCACGGAUGUGGACCUGAGGAAGACGGUGGAUGAGAGUGCCCGGAUCCAGAGGGCUUACAGCCACUACUUUGACCUGACCAUCAUCAACGACAACCUGGACAAGGCCUUCGAGACGUUACAGGCUGCCGUGGACAAACUGUGCAGUGAACCCCAGUGGGUCCCGGUGAACUGGGUGUACUGAGAACCAGCUACAGUCUGAGCGGGCCACACAGUGAUCCACCAGCAUGUGUGUGUGUGUGUGUGUUUCUGACCACAAAGGCCAAAGAGGAUAAGAGGGCAGAGAUACUAAAUAGUAAUUAAAAAAACAUCUCUAAUUGCUCUUCCUCCUUUUGGGCCUGCACGCCAUGCAACUUUUUUUCUACUCAGAACUCAAAGGGAAAGAGUGCUUAUUUAUUUUAUAACUUUUUAUGAAAGAUCUUUCUAUUCAAUGUGGAAUUCCAGUGAGAAUGAAACAAAGAAAAUUUGGUCACAUUACAUGGACCAUAUUUUUACAUUAAUUUAUUGUCUUAGUUACACAUCUUAUUUUGUUGUCAUUUCCCUUGAUUUCAAGUGUUUUUGUCAGUUUUUCUUCAUGGACACCCAGGAUUUAUGAUCACCAUCCGAGCUUCCGAUAUAAAGACAAGGAAAGGAGAUGGAUUGGAGGAUCUUUGAGCGGUCAUCGUCCAAGAAACCUGUCAGGGUCACACAUCAUCGCUAUGUCUGAGCAACCUGUGUAGCUGUUUUAUUUUCACUUCCAUGCAACUUUAGUGUUUUGAAGUAGCUGCCCCUAAACUCUUCUGUCAGUGUCUUCCACAGGAUCAACUGGGCAGAAAUAAAGACGUUAGAAGGCCCGUUUGUGCACAACUCCUCCAGUAUGUACAAGACAAACAACUUUAUAAUGUACUUUUCCAAGAUCACUGAACACUGUGUCCGUUAUUUUUGUCCAGUCUUGUGUACUUAUACUAAGUUAUUCAUCAGUGUGGUGAUUUAUAGUGUAGUGUUUGUCACACGUGAUCCUUUUGAUUUUUUAUAAUCCUGUUAUCAGCCUGUCUGUCUGGAGUAUGACCAUCAACACUGUCAUCUUUACUGUCUUGUAAACCAAUUUGUUAAUGUUUUAUAUAUGUGAAUGUGGCACAAACUCACUCCCUCCGUAUGGUCCUAAUCUUCAGUGUUGCAGUAUGCCAAAGCCCUGAUCAUACUCCAAAUAAAGUUUAAAAAUGUUAAGUCUGAUUGGUAUUUCAACUACAGGUUGUAAUAUAAAUGUAUAAUUUAACAAAUGACGUUGGGUGGUAAAUGCAUCUAGCAGAGCAAAAGGUGAAACUAGUACAAGUUUGUCUUAAACUUUGUAAAUCACGUAAACAUAUUUCAAAGAAUGCCAUUUAAAGUGUUCUGAAACCUGUCUUGAACUUCAGGAAAUACAUUUAAAACCCUGAUGAAUUACCUUCAAGUUUUAGAGAAUGAGCCCGACUGCCUGUUGAAAUGGUUUCACAUCAACCUCAUGUCCAGAGAUUUGUUUUUACAUUUUAACUGCAAAGUUAUGACAAAUAAACUUUAAUAAACCUCA